Rhea pennata is the source of this 2241-nucleotide messenger RNA. It is a transcript of the gene PPM1G, whose product is annotated as protein phosphatase, Mg2+/Mn2+ dependent 1G. Lineage: Eukaryota; Metazoa; Chordata; Aves; Rheiformes; Rheidae. Gene Ontology annotation, molecular function: protein serine/threonine phosphatase activity; cation binding. The coding region runs from base 37 to 1716 and encodes 559 amino acids. The transcript is spliced from 10 exons. Gene Ontology annotation, biological process: protein dephosphorylation. The record is from RefSeq and is a predicted model, not a curated record. Gene Ontology annotation, cellular component: nucleoplasm.
GCCGCCGGGCCCGCCGCCGGAGCCCGCCGCGCCGCCAUGGGCGCCUACCUGUCGCAGCCCAACACGGUGAAGAGCUCAGGGGACGGGGCCGGGCUCGGGCCGCGCCCGCUGCACUUCGGCUUCAGCGCUAUGCAGGGCUGGCGCGUCUCCAUGGAGGAUGCACAUAAUUGCAUACCUGAGCUGGACAGUGAAACGGCCAUGUUCUCAGUCUACGAUGGACAUGGAGGGGAAGAAGUUGCGCUGUACUGUGCCAAGUAUCUUCCUGAGAUAAUCAAGGACCAGAAGGCCUAUAAGGAAGGCAAAUUGCAAAAGGCCCUGGAAGAUGCUUUCUUAGCCAUAGAUGCCAAGCUCACCACUGAGGAGGUAAUUAAAGAACUCUCUCAGAUGGCUGGGCGGCCCCAAGAUGAUGAAGAUGAGAAGGAGAAAGUUGCUGAUGAAGAUGAUGUGGAUAAUGAGGAAGCUGCUCUUCUGCAUGAAGAAGCCACAAUGACCAUUGAGGAGCUUCUCACGCGUUACGGACAAAACUGCACCAAGAACCUCAAAAACAAAUCCUUAGUUCCGCCUGGGGAGAGCGCUGCAGAGGGGACAGGCAAGCAGCAUGAUGGGGAAUCAAAUAUGAAUGGAGAGGCUGAUCCAGGGGAGAUAACCGACCACAAGGAGAGGAAGAAUGGGAAGCCAGAUGAAGAAGUCACGGGUAUUUCCUCCACCUCAGACAAAGCCAGCACUGGAGGCAACAGCCCUGCUCUGCAGAAGCCUGAACUAGGCAAAGGUGACGAGGCCGUCACCUCUUCUACUGGGGAGGCCGGGCCCUCCUGCUCCUCUACAGGAAAGCCCCAGCGCACAGCCAAAUCCAAAUUUUUUGAGGACAGUGAGGAUGAGUCAGAUGAGGUUGAGGAAGAGGAGGAAGACAGUGAGGAAUGCAGUGAAGAUGAAGAUGGUUACAGUAGUGAAGAGGCAGAGAAUGAAGAUGAUGAAGAUGACACUGAAGAAGCUGAGGAGGAUGAGGAUGAAGAGGAGGAAAUGUUGUUACCAGGCAUGGAGGGGAAAGAGGAGCCUGGCUCUGACAGCGGGACAACUGCUGUUGUGGCCCUUAUCCGGGGCAAGCAGCUGAUUGUGGCUAAUGCCGGAGACUCUCGCUGUGUGGUGUCAGAAGGCGGAAAAGCUGUGGACAUGUCUUAUGACCACAAGCCAGAGGAUGAAGUAGAGCUGGCCAGGAUAAAGAAUGCUGGUGGCAAGGUCACCAUGGACGGCAGAGUGAAUGGUGGUCUCAACCUCUCCAGAGCGAUCGGUGAUCACUUCUACAAGCGAAACAAGAACCUGCCUCCAGAAGAACAAAUGAUCUCUGCUUUGCCUGACAUUAAAGUGUUGACAAUAAAUGACGACCACGACUUCAUGGUCAUUGCCUGCGAUGGAAUCUGGAAUGUGAUGAGCAGCCAGGAAGUGGUGGACUUCAUCCAGUCCAAGAUCACCCAAAAGGAUGAAAAUGGAGUCCUGAGGCCGCUCUCCUCCAUUGUAGAAGAGCUGCUGGAUCAGUGUUUGGCUCCAGACACAUCAGGGGAUGGCACUGGCUGUGAUAACAUGACCUGCAUCAUUAUCAGCUUCAAACCUCGUAACACACACACCCCUGCUGAAAGUGGGAAACGGAAACUGGAGGACACAGCAGCACCAGCAGAAGAGAAUGGCAGUCAUAACAGCAAGAAGACCAAGCUGGAAUAGCAGGCCUGGCACAGAGACUUUGCUGUGCACUCACCAGACUCCUUUCUUAAACAUGCUGAACUCAAGACUCCAAAGUCUUGUCCUUUUUUUAGCCUUAGCAGAGGCCUUGUUUGUCCGUGUCCCGGUCAGGGGGGUGGGGGGCGGGUCUGGUUAGCAAGGGCAUGUCACACCAUUCAUUUGUAACCAUUCCAAAGAGAGAGCCGAGGGCCAAGCUGCACGUGGGAGCCGCUGCUAGCCACGGCACAGGAGCCCACCGCAGGUGGCAGCCUGUUAGCACAGAGCCCUGUGGUUAGAAGGCUAUCCCCGCGUUGUCUCCAUGUGGUUGUUGCUAUUUCUGUGCCUGUGACUUUCUGUUUGGAGGGAAGAACUUUUUCACUGUUGAGAUUUUUUAAUCUGCACCUGAUUAUUUAAGGCCCUUUCUGUUUUUAUUUGUGAAACAAUCUGGUCGUGGUGCUGCUGCCACACCUUGUUCUGUUGUACACUUUCAAUCAAUACUUUUUUCAAACUAAACGCCCAGAAAACGUA